AUGGAUAUGGAGCAGGGGAAGCGUCUGGCUGUCCUCAUCCUGGCUGUCACUCUUCUUCAAGGUACUAUGGCCCAGGUGAAAGAAGUAAAAGUGGAUGACAGUCGAGAAGAUGGUUCCGUAAUUCUGAUUUGUGACACGAAUGAAAAGAAGGUCACAUGGUUUAAAGAUAUGGAGGACAUAAGUUCUGGAAACACAGAUAAACGUACUUGGAAUCUUGGAAGUAGUACCAAAGACCCUCGAGGGAUAUAUAAAUGUGAAGGAUCAAAUAACAGUUCAAAAUCACUCCAAGUAUAUUAUAGAAUGUGUCAGAACUGCAUUGAACUGAAUCCAGCCACUGUGGUUGGCUUUAUCUUCACUGAAAUCGUCAGCAUUUUCCUCCUUGCUGUUGGGGUCUACUUCAUCGCUGGACAGGAAGAAGCUCGCCAGUCAAGAGCUUCAGACAAGCAGACGCUGUUGAACAAUGACCAGCUCUACCAGCCCCUUAAGGAACGGGAAGAUGACCAAUACAGCCACCUGAGGAAGAACUGA
Rangifer tarandus platyrhynchus (Svalbard reindeer) is the source of this 528-nucleotide messenger RNA. NCBI's taxonomy places the organism in Eukaryota, Metazoa, Chordata, Mammalia, Artiodactyla, Cervidae. The record is from the annotation of a GenBank genome assembly.